UGGUGGAAUUCUCAUGGUUCUGCACAGUAUUAGCUUUUCUUCUGACUGCCGCUGCCCAUUGCCCGGAUGUUUUCGGAGAUCUAGCCACACGCACCAUGACUGGCUUUUCAGUUCCAGGGAGGGAGCACCAGGGAGAGAACAAAUCAUCCAAGCAGGGAGAGAAGGAAAGACCGGACUCAGGCUGCGCAGCAACCUGCUGCUUUGUCAGGGAUGGGCCCCGGGGAAGCGGCCCCAAGCCGGCCAGCUGAGUCCCGCCUGGGCCCGAGGCUAGCGGCCCCAGCGCGGUGUCCCUUCACCCCUGGGCCACACCUGUAGAGCCGGGCGUCCCCGCGCCGCGCUGCCCGUGAGCGAGCCAGGCUCGGGGGCCCAGGCAGAGGGCAGCGGCUUCCCCGUCCCAACGCCCAUGUGCGGGGCGGCCGGCACAUGCUCGCUACGGCCGCCCGGGGCGUUGGAGCAUGAGCAGAAGCGAAGCGGGAGCAUCAGACAUCUUGCAAGGUCCGCUUUGCGCAGGGAGUCGGAGCGCCAAGGCAACAAGGAGCCGCCCCGUCCCCGGGGCGCUGCGCGUCCGGCCCUUUGUGUGGUUGGCAGCCCCGGGGCUCGCUCCUCCUCCUCCUCCCCCGCCGGCCCGGGCUGCCUAGAGCAUCGCCCCCCCCCAUCUGCGCCCCCCCUCCCCGCUUGCAUUUAUCUUAAUUCGCCUCCGAGACAAGAUGGCAACGCCGGCGGCUGUAAAUCCUCCCGAAAUGGCUUCAGAUAUUCCUGGAUCAGUGACAUUGCCAGUUGCACCUAUGGCAACAGGACAGGUGAGAAUGGCAGGAUCCAUGCCUGCUAGAGGAGGAAAGAGGCGUUCUGGAAUGGACUUUGAUGAUGAAGAUGGAGAGGGUCCUAGCAAAUUUUCAAGGUAUGAUGAUGAUCAAAUCUCUGGUGAUAAGGAAAAAUUUGCAAGGUGGGAAGAAUAUCAAAGUACUGCUGAUUCAGGGAGGAUGGCCAGGGAGAAUCACAGUGAAAUUGAAAGACGCAGGAGAAAUAAGAUGACACAGUAUAUCACUGAGCUGUCGGACAUGGUGCCCACCUGCAGUGCAUUGGCCCGUAAACCUGACAAGCUGACAAUUCUGCGUAUGGCUGUUUCGCACAUGAAGUCUAUGAGGGGCACUGGAAAUAAAUCUACUGACGGGGCAUAUAAGCCUUCUUUCCUAACGGAACAGGAACUGAAACAUCUUAUCCUUGAGGCUGCAGAUGGGUUCCUGUUUGUAGUUGCAGCUGAGACCGGGAGAGUCAUCUACGUAUCGGAUUCCGUUACUCCAGUGCUGAACCAGCCACAGUCAGAGUGGUUUGGCAGCACGCUCUAUGAGCAGGUUCAUCCAGACGAUGUGGAAAAGCUGAGAGAGCAACUGUGUACAUCUGAAAACUCUAUGACAGGGCGAAUUUUGGACUUGAAGACCGGAACAGUAAAGAAGGAAGGUCAGCAGUCCUCAAUGAGGAUGUGCAUGGGAUCAAGGCGUUCCUUCAUUUGCAGAAUGAGGUGUGGAAAUGCCCCUUUGGAUCAUUUACCUCUGAGCAGAAUAACCACCAUGCGAAAAAGAUACAGGAAUGGCCUAGGCCCAGUAAAAGAAGGAGAAGCACAGUAUGCAGUAGUCCACUGCACUGGAUAUAUCAAGGCCUGGCCACCAGCAGGAAUGACUAUACCAGAAGAAGAUACAGAUGUGGGUCAAGGUAGCAAAUAUUGCCUUGUGGCAAUAGGGAGGCUUCAGGUAACUAGCUCACCUGUGUGCAUGGACAUGAAUGGAAUGUCUGUUCCUACUGAGUUCUUGUCUAGACACAACUCCGAUGGAAUAAUCACAUUUGUUGAUCCAAGAUGUAUCAGUGUGAUUGGCUAUCAACCACAGGAUCUUCUGGGAAAAGACAUUUUAGAAUUCUGCCAUCCGGAAGAUCAAAGCCAUUUGAGAGAGAGUUUCCAACAGGUUGUUAAACUGAAGGGCCAAGUCCUGUCAGUGAUGUAUCGUUUUCGUACCAAAAACCGGGAGUGGAUGUUAAUCAGGACCAGCAGCUUCACUUUUCAGAAUCCUUAUUCUGAUGAGAUUGAAUACAUCAUUUGCACCAACACUAACGUUAAACAGCUUCAGCAACAGCAAGCCGAGCUUGAAGUACAUCAGAGAGAUGGGUUGUCCUCCUAUGACUUAUCUCAGGUACCUGUUCCAAAUAUACCAGCUAACGUUCAUGAGGGUGGAAAGCCAGUGGAGAAGCCAGACGCUAUCUUCUCCCAGGAGCAGAAUCCUAGGUUUGCUGAGAUGUUUGCAGGAAUAACUGCUUCGGAUAAAAAAAUGAUGGCCUCUGCGUCCCCAGCAGGAAACCAACAGCUUUACUCUCAGGGGAGCCCAUUCCAGCCAGGGCAUUCAGGAAAGGCUUUCAGAAAGAAUGCAACACUGACAAGAAACAGCUCAUCUGUGGUACAUGUGCCUGGUGUGAAUGAUAUCCAGUCCUCUUCUUCAACAGGCCAAAAUUUGACACAGAUCUCUCGUCAGUUAAAUCAGAGUCAAGUCACCUGGACAGGGAGUCGUCCACCAUUUCCAGGACAGCAAAUCCCAUCACAAUCUGGCAAGACUCAAUCGUCACCCUUUGGAAUUGGAACCAGUCAUACCUAUCCAGCUGAUCCAUCAUCGUACAGCCCUCUCUCUAGCCCAGCCACUUCUUCCCCAAGUGGAAAUGCCUACUCUAGCCUAGCAAACAGAGGUGCAGGGUUUGCUGAGAGUGGCCAAAGCAGUGGACAAUUCCAAGGGAGACCUUCGGAGGUCUGGUCCCAGUGGCAAAGCCAGCAUCAUAAUCAGCAAAGCAGUGACCAGCAUUCUCACCAGCAGCCCAGUCAGACUGAAGUCUUCCAAGACAUGCUGCCUAUGCCGGGGGAUCCAACACAGGGCACUGGCAAUUACAACAUUGAAGAUUUUGCCGAUCUGGGCAUGUUUCCACCAUUUUCUGAGUAAUCUACAACGCAAACAAACCCAGUGAAAUGAAGUUCAACAAAACCAUUUCAGUGUGGUUUUGGUUCUGCUUUUCCUGUAUUGCAUAACCGUAGAAUCUACUAACAAGAAAUCAUGUUUCUCAUAUUUUGGAUAGUGAUAAUAGGAGUUUGAUCUCUCUUCCUUCUGGUGUGUGAGUGCUGAAGAAGAAGUUACACCACUUGGUGGUGGUCAUUGACAGAUCCAUUUUGUAUUUUCUUGUCAUCUACCUCAGAGAUGAAAAACUUUUGCUUGAUUGUGAAAAAUCUCUGAGUCCUAAAUAUCUCAAUGUGAACAAUUCCUAAUGCUCCCUUUGAAUGGUAAAUUUAAAAUAGAUAAUGAAGUAACAAAGACUAACAGAGAAAAGGUAAGGUGACAUCCAGUUACAGGGUCUACUGUUCAGUUUCAAUGUCUUGCUCUAAUCUUAGGUUUCAGAGUAGCAGCCAUGUUAGUCUGUAUCCGCAAAAAGAAAAGGAGGACUUGUGGCACCUUAGAGACUAACACAUUUAUUUGAGCAUAAGCUUUCGUUCUCUGAAAACAGAUUCAGUAUUCUGAUUUCUUGGAUUCUUGAGAAUUUUAGGUCAGUUUGAAUGUGAGAUUAUACAGCAUAAUAUAGUCCUCUCUGACCAGAAGAUUCAGCACCUUUUUUCCCCUCUCUUAACCCAGUUAAACUUGAAUAUGUGUACAUUUUAGUACUGUAUGUAUAUCUUGUGCUGUAUGAUGUGAUUUCCUGUAUUGGUAGGGUUUGUUUUUUUUUUUAACAUAUGAAAUGAGUCCAUUCCAGAGUGUACCGAAAGGGGUGACAAUGUAUCGCAGAACUUAGAUAUUGCAGGAUUAUGCAUCACUUUACUUAGAAAUAACACUAAUUGGUUAAUUCUGGUCAUUCUGAUUUAUGCCAUAUAUUUACUUACGCAAGCUGUUGUUCUUUUUUUCAUUGAAUUUAUUAAGUAAGACCUAUAUGUCUCUAAUUUUCUCACUACCUGGUUUUAUUUUAUUUUUUGCCGUCUAUUAUUACAUCCCCCAAAAGAUCUUUUAUAAAAUUACUGUACAACAUAUCAAGAACACUGUUUCAGCACCAGUUGCAUUUCCUGUCUGUGAACCCCUUUGUUAUAUCUUGUGCAACAUUACAUUUUGACAGUUAAAAGAGGUGCCCUGUUACAACAGAAUCAUCAAGGCUCAUUUACUGAGAGAAGUGAGCUAGUUUGUUUCAUGUGCCAAACAAUGUUGUUAAAACUAAUUUGUAAUAGGAAACAGCCAGUCAAGCCGUUGUCUGCCAAAAACACAGUGGAGUUAACUUGAAUUUUUGCUUGCAUGCUAAAUUGCUGAGCAUCCACCUACUUCUGUUUAAACCCACUGUAUAAGGGUUUCAGUUCACUGGGCAUUUUGGAGACUCGGGCCGUCCAGAAGGGUGCAUGCUUUUCCAUGGCUCGGAGUCUUGCUGCCUGGCUUCUCCAUCAGAAACUUCUAGAAUUUCUGUUCCUUUAUUUCUUUUAUCACAUUAGUUGAGUUACAGAGAUCUGAUAUAAAAUGAAGAUUUAGGCCCAAAUAGUCCCUGCUUGGGGGGAAAAUCACCCAUGGACAAGAAACUCAAAAUUCCCACUUGCUGAGCUUCUUUGAAAUCCUGUGAAGGUUGCAGCUCAGCCCCCUUGAAAAAGGGGAAGAGGGUCCAGCUGCCUAAACCUGUGGAUGCCCUGGGAUCCAUGCAAAUCUCUGGACACCUACAAGAAGCCAGGGCCACACACCCAGAGGCCCAGUGUCUCUACAUAUUGCCAACCUACAUGCUGCCAUUGCCUGGCUACUUGAAGCUACCUCUGAAUUCAGAGGUGUCUUCCAGCAGGGAGGACUAUUGGCAUGCACUGUGUCAGCAUUGUCUUAUGUGGGUAAUCACUGGGGGUUCCUUGGGUGGAUGACUCCAUUGAGAGCAGCCAUUUCCCUAACUCAUGGCCUGCUCUGACCAUGUGGGUCUCAUCCAGAGAGACUUCCACAGGCUGGCAAACCAAAGCUAGCAGGCCACAGACACACUGCUCCCAACCCCAAUCGUGUGACUGGGGCUUUUCUCACCCUACUCUGCUUUCUGGCAGGUCACAGAGUGGGGUAAGUGGUCUUCAGUGUUUAGUGAGAGUCUCGCCUGCCAUUUGUCUCUUCGCUUCAUUUUCCAGGGCCAGUCCCUAGCCCUACGUGCCAUUGGAGGGAUGGUUUGUGUAUAUGUGUCUUUUGCUUGUAUUUUUUAAUGAAAACUGAAUCUAGUUCAAAGCUAGAUAAAGAACUGCAGAGGCCUCAGAUCUCUGGACUGUACUUGUCUCAGCAGAGUCAUCCUGAUUUAAAAAUGGGCACCUCUUCCCCUGCCCCAGGGGAUGAGGAGAAUACUCAGCUAGCUGAGGAAACCAUGCACUUAAACUAUAUUUAUUUUAAUACCUGGAUAUUGAUUCUCUUGAAGCUGCCCCUGCUACCCUUCACUCCCAUUGCGCGCACACUGCAUGGACAAAGAACUGAUCAGUGAGUGAGUCUAGAAAAGCUCUGCUCCCUGUAGUUAGCAUGUCCGUGGAAUUCACUGACCCCCCUAAAAGAUGCCUGUGUGGGUGAGUUGAGACAUCUGGGCGAAAGGGAAUAAUAGUAAAAGGAGAGAUGGAUGAUCCUGAUUCUGUGACAGGUCUAACAACGGGGGAAGAAGGGAGUGGCCCAGCAAUUUAUAGCUCUUUAUAUACUGCACUGGACGUGAUACAUUCAGGAUUUUUUAAAAUAUAAAAAUGAGAAUUUCUGUAAAGUGAAAAAUGGAUUGGAAAAUGGUGUUCCUAUGUUGCAGUCUACCUGACCGGUUGCUCUGCGUGUAUGUAUACUUUACUUGUUGUUCCUGAAUUCAGUCUAAAAUAAUGUGUUUAUGAAAACCUGUUUUUUCCAGCCCAGAAAAGUUUCUCUACAUAUCACUGUCUUUUUAUGCUAUCGGUGUGUAGAAGUAGGCUUAUCAGUCAGUAUUUGGUAGUACAGUUUGAAGUUCUUUGUUAAAAGAUAUUCAAGCAUGUCUAUUUUUUUAAAAUACAGUAUUACUAGUGCCCAAGGCAUCAGUGCAAGGUCUGUUUCUUGUCUUCUUCCUCCCCAUCCUUGUGGCCAUAAAAGGGAAUUACUGUAGUGUUAAAGGCCAGUCUAGAAGAGUCCAAGGCUUUCAUCCACUUCACUUUGGGCCACAGUAUGCCCCUGUUUAUAUUCUGAUAUCCUGAGCCAAUCUUUCUCCCUGUUUCUCCGUUCUCCCUAAGCUCCCCUUCAGCUGAUCCCCCGCACAGUAUCUUUACAUUGCUUUCCCUGCGUUGGAAGGGAAGAUGUGGGUGAUCUUUUCUGAGGGUGCUGUUAGUUUCACGCCAGCAAGAAGGGAGCUCUUAAAGAGCAUUAUGGUUGGCAACCUUAUUCCUGAGACCAAGUGAAUAGUGCUCCUAGGGCUCCUGUCCAGUAUGUGCUGCCUCAAUGCCCCUGGCUGACUCUUUUGAAAUCUCUUCCUCAUUCUAAUUCUUGUGGCAGCAAAGGCUGUUUUAGCAUAAGUGGAGCUAUAAUCUUUGUUGUGUGUCUUGAUAGUAAUAAAACAACUUACAUGUAUAAUGACUGAAGUUGUUAAGUGCAUUUGAAAACUGUCCUCUUUUUAUUUGUGCAGUUAACAUAACGCCUGUGGUAGGUCAGCUGCCAGAGUUUGCAGAUUUUACAUGCAGAUUUUUUUCUACCUGCAGAGUUGUGUUUUCUGACCAGACUGUAUUGCAAACACAGUGUUUCUGAAAACAGUGGGAAAUACAUAACUGAAGCAUUCUGCUUUUUAAACCAAGUGUGCAAGAAGCUACAAAUGAUAAUGUAACAAGCUGAGGAAGUUACUUCAAUGAGUAAGCUUAUAGACUGGGACCAUUUUCAUAUGCUGAGGUAUUUACUUGUUCAUAUAAUCAAUCCUGUUUCCUGACAUUAAGUAUUUUACAGGACUGAUUGUAUUGCAUAACUUGUUAAAGGCACUAAUGACAGUGCCAACAAUUAUACUUUAACCAGAUGUGUCCAUAACUAGCUUUGUUGCCUUCUUUUUCUUGAAGCCCAGUCUGAAACUGUAAAUACUUUUUGCAGUACUGCCUUUUUUAACUCCUAAUUACUUUUGGCACAGUGUUAUAUAGUGUUGGAUUUACCCAAUUGCUAUAACAUAUAUUUUUAUACAUAGGCAUACUCUUUUUCAAGAGUAAUACAGCCACUUAAUCAUUAAUGCCUUAUCAGUGUCAUAAUGCUGUUGCUCUUCGGUUGGUUGGUUUGCAAGGUGUCCAGUGGGUUAAUUUUUAGGUCAGAUAUUUUCAUUUUCAUAGCAGUGCUCAAAUUGGGGUAUAGGGGAUUGUGCUGUAACCCCAGUUUUCACUGUUGCCAAUGGUGGAGAGGGAGGUGCAUGAGGAGAAGGUCCUCCAAAAUGGGGAAAAGGAGGAAAAAAAAAAAGGGAGGGCGUACCAUGAUUUAAAGUCUAUGAGUCUAUGACAUUUAUGGGGUCACUCUCCUCCUGCUCCAAACUUUGAGCACAUUUUCAUGGGUUGACAGCUGCAUAGAUAUGGACCAGUUUGCUUAGAGUCGUGCUCUUUUUUAAAAAUAAUAAAUGCCAAAAAAAUGGCUUCUGUUGUCAAGUUAGGCACUUGGUUACUUAUCUGUUUAAACUGUUUAUAUUGCUGUGAAAUUGUGCUGUGGAUAAAGUGUAUUUUGUACUUCUGAAUGUUCUAUAUUUAUGACUAACAGUUACCGAAUCAGUUGUGUGUAUGUAUAUCUAAUAACUGCCUUUUUAAAUUUCAUUAAAAUAAAACUGUCAUGAGCUGUUAUUAA
Messenger RNA from Caretta caretta (loggerhead turtle), 7808 nucleotides. RefSeq names its product aryl hydrocarbon receptor nuclear translocator 2 (gene ARNT2). Gene Ontology annotation, molecular function: protein dimerization activity; DNA-binding transcription factor activity. Gene Ontology annotation, cellular component: transcription regulator complex; nucleus; cytoplasm. The record is from RefSeq and is a predicted model, not a curated record. Lineage: Eukaryota; Metazoa; Chordata; Testudines; Cheloniidae. Gene Ontology annotation, biological process: regulation of DNA-templated transcription.